CUUCAUAGUAUAACCAACUCAGCAUACACUCAUCCAUUCUAAGCAAAAGUGCUUUUAUGAUUCCUUUGUUGUGGGGCUACAUGUGUGAAAGCUUUUCCAGAAUUAUAUGCAAUUGCAAAACAAUAGUCUUCGUCAAAUGACCAUUAUUAUAGAUAGAUUCUACAGAUUAUGCUACGUAAAUAGUCUUCAACUACUUCUCCACUAUAUCAAUACACCAUUCCUCCAACCCCUUGUGAGAGUUCAUAGUUAUCAUCCUUUUUGUAUGAUUUUCUUGAUUCUCUCUUGUUUCUUGAUGCUUUUGUGUGAGUUUGAAUUGAGAUUUAUUUCACUGAAAUAGUUGAAAUUUUUGCUGAUACUUUUGUUUCUUUGAUACCGAUACCUUUUAUCUGAUCAAAACCCUUGAAUUCUUCAUGGGGUUUUGGGUUUGAUUGGAAUUUCAGAAUUUUGAGUUUCUGGGUUGGUUUAGAAUGGAGCCACUGGAUAGGAAUCAAAGAAAUGGAGAGGGUUUAAAUUUGAGGGAUAGGAUUGGGAUGGAUCCAUUAAGUAGGAAUCAAGGAAAUGGGGAGGGUUUUAAUUUGAAUGAGGAGAUAAGGAUGGAGCCAUUGAGAAGGAAUCAAAGAAAUGGGGAGGUUUUGAAUUUGGGUGAGGGGAUUGGGAUGGAGCUACGGAGUAGGAAUCAAAGAAAUGGGGAGGUUUUGAAUUUGAGUCAGGGGAUUAGGAUGGAGCCAUGGAGUAUGAAUCAAAGAAAUGGGGAGGGUUUGAAUUUGAGCGAGGGGAUUGGGAUGGAUCCAUGGAGUAGGAAUUUGAGUGAUGGGACUGGGAUGGAGCCAUGGAGUAUGAAUCAAAUAAAUGGGGAGGGUUUGAAGUUGAUCGAGGGGAUUCGGAUGGAGCCAUGGAAUAUGAAUCAAAGGAAUGGGGCGGGUUUGAAUUUGAGUGAGGGGAUUGGGGUGGAGCCAUGGAGUAGGAAUCAAAGAAAUGGGGAGGGUUUGAAUUUGAAUGAGUGGAUUGGGAUGGAGCCAUGGAGUAUGAGUCAAAGAAAUGGGGAGGGUUUGAAUUUGAGUAAUGGGAUUGGCAUGGAGCCAUGGAGUAUGAAUCAAAGAAAUGGGGAGGGUUUGAAUUUGAGCGAGGGGAUUGGGAUAGAGCCGUGGAGUAUGAAUCAAAGAAAUGGGGCGGAUUUGAAUUUGAGUGAGGGGAUUGGGAUGGAGCCAUGGCGUAGGAAUCAAAGAAAUGGGGAGGGUUUGAAUUUGAGUGAGGGGAUUGAAAUAGAGCCAUGGAGUAUGAAUCAAAGAAAUGGGGAGGGUUUGAAUUUGAGUGAGGGGAUUGAAAUAGAGCCAUGGAGUAUGAAUCAAAGAAAUGGGGAGGGUUUGAAUUUGAGUGGGGGGAUUGGGAUGGAGUCAUGUAGUAUGAAUCAAAGAAAUGGGGAGGAUUUGAAUUUGAGUGAGGGGAUUGGUAUAGAGUCAUGGAGUAUGAAUCAAAGAAAUGGGGAGGGUUUGAAUUUGAGUGAGGGGAUUGAAAUAGAGCCAUGGAGUAUGAAUCAAAGAAAUGGGGAGGGUUUGAAUUUGAGUGAGGGGAUUGGGAUGAAGAGGGUUAGUGAGGGAGUGGAAGAUGACUCAGUGGUUAAAAAAGUUAGGUUUUAUGAUGAAAUAUUUGGUUCUCACAAAUAUACUGAUGAGAAUGUUGCUUUAGAAAAGGUUAAGGAUGAGCAUCUAAAGAAUAAAAGUCAAGUCAUGGUUUUUGAAAAACUUGAUAAAAGUAUUGGGCAUGUAGGUAAAAUGGACAUUUUAAAAGGGGGAGGGAUCAAGAAUGAUGCAGUGGGUGCCAGAGAAUUCAUUGUUGGGUGUCAAGAAGGUGGACUUUUAAGGGUACCAGAAGAGUGUCACAAUACUAUUCAAAUGUCAAAUUGGAACUUAGGGAAUGCUAAUGGGGGCAGUGAACUGGGUUUUGAUUUUAAUAUUCCAGUUCUGGAAGCAGCCGAUGGAAGUACUUUAGUUGGUGUGAUGAAGUAUACUCAGAGGACUGUUGAAUUAAAUGAAAUUAGGUCUGGUGUGAGUGAUCGCUGGGAAGAAAGAGUGAACAAGGGAAAGAUGGAGAAAAUUGAGGAAAUAAUACCUUAUGUCUCCCGAAAUUGCAAUCUUGAGUUGGGAGUGAUGAACAAAGACCAGGAUAUUGGUGGAAGUAGUCCAUUGGGCGGUGAGGAGAGAUACACCAGAGAAGAAAAGGGAAAGGCUAAGGUUGACAACUCUUGGUUAGCACUUACAACUUUGCCAAUGGAGUUGGACUUGCAACACAGCAAGCAGCAGCACGAGGCUAUUUCAACAGUGCCACAGCUAGGAUCCAUCCAGCGUAUACAAAGUGUUGAUGUGUUACCAAUUGAAAAUGUUGAACUUAGAAAAAAUUUGAAUGCUGAGCAUGCAUUAAGACAAAAAAAUGCAUUAAGGGAAAGAGCUAUUCACUUUGCACGCUAUGAUGCUCCCCGUGAAGGCUCUUCUAGUCAGGAAACAAAAUUGCCAACUUUGGAAACUAUUAAAGAUCUAGGGAACAACCCCAAUCUCGCUUCUACUGCAUUGAAGGGGAUUAGGGAGCGUAUACCUAAACUAAAGGAUGAGAAAGUGGUUAGAUGGGAAGCAUCUCAACAUCCUGAAAAUAAAGAGUUUUCUUGUGUGUUUCCUUCACUGCUAGAUCUUUCCUUGAAAACCCUUGCAGAAAAUGCUGAAGCAAUAGUUUCUCUCAAAGGUAUCCCUGAUAUCUUGAGGGGAAGAUUGACUGAAAUACUCUGCAAUUCUAGGAAAAUGAGUACUCAUAUGUUGGACCUUCUUGUUCAAGGAUCACCAACUCAAAUUCGCAUAAAGGACUGUUCAUGGUUAACAGAAGAACAGUUUUGCAACUCAUUUAGAGACUUUGAUAGAAGAAACUUGAUGGUGCUACAACUAGAUCUAUGCGGACAACCCACACUUGAUCAUGUGUUGGGUACAACCAUUGCUACGGCUUCAAAUAGCUUACCUAAUUUAGCCAUCUUGUCACUGAGGGGUGCUUGUCGGAUGUCUGAUAGAGCUCUGGAAAUACUUGUUACAUCAGCACCUUCUCUACAAUCCAUUGAUUUGAGUCAGUGCUCCCUUUUGACCCACGCUAGUAUUGGUAUCAUAGCCAACUCAUUGGGAUCAAUUCUCAAGGAGCUCUGUAUAGAUGAUUGCCAGAGCAUAGAUGCAAUACAUAUAUUACCUUCACUGGAGAAGAUGGAGCAUUUGGAACUGUUGUCGGUAGCUGGAAUUCAUAGUGUAUGUGAUCAGUUUGUAAGCGAGUUACUUACAGCACGUGGUCAAAAUAUAAAAGAGCUUGAUAUUUCCCGCUGCCCGAAUCUGACUGAUCAAUCCCUGAAGUUUAUUGGAGAUGCAUGUGCUAACUUGGAUUCAUUAAAUAUUUCAAAGUUGAAUGAAGUGACAGAUGUUGGACUGCAGUUUCUCGCGAAUGGUUGUCGAUCAAUCCGGAAACUCAUAUUUUGCCGUAAUAAUUUCAGUGAUGAAGGGAUUGCUGCAUUUUUGGAAGCUUCUGGAGCAUGUUUGGAGGAACUUUCACUGAAUAAUUGCUCUAAGGUUAGCACUAGCACUGCCUUGUCACUAGCCAAACUUUCAAGAAAGUUACUGCAUUUGGACCUAUCAUGGUGUCGCAGAAUAAGUGACAACGAGCUAGGGCUGAUUGUAGACAGCUGCUUGUCGCUCAAGCUACUCAAACUCUUUGGCUGUUCACAGAUAACAGAUGUAUUCAAAAAUGGCCACUCAAACACUGUAGUGCAGAUCAUUGGAUUGGGUAUGACCCAGAUAUUUGAUAUUAGCAAGUUUGAUGGCGUGGAAGCUCUGUUGAAAUAUUCACCAGCAGUGAUGUCUUCUAAUUCAUGAAGGACACUUGACAUGAUGAUUGACGAUGCAUCUAAAGAUUCCUCAAUGCACAGCAUUGCACCUAUUGGAACAAAUAGAAAUUGUCUUUUUUAGUUGUAAUCUUUUCUUUGGAACAGCCUGUUCUUCCUUACUUUACAGGUCAUACAUGAUCACUAGACUACAAAUGGCUGCCAAAAUCUGGCUAAAUAGGCUUAAAGCAAUACAUCUCUUGUCCUCGAUGUUAUAGCUUGUUUCUUUCUGACAAUAGAUUACAUCGAGUUGAUUAAUAUGAAAGUUAUCACCUUAUUGCUAAA
Molecule: messenger RNA, 4186 nt
Organism: Solanum tuberosum (potato)
Lineage: Eukaryota; Viridiplantae; Streptophyta; Magnoliopsida; Solanales; Solanaceae
Exons: 6
Coding region: 468-3893 (1141 amino acids)
Biological process (GO): SCF-dependent proteasomal ubiquitin-dependent protein catabolic process
Cellular component (GO): SCF ubiquitin ligase complex
Molecular function (GO): protein binding
Source: RefSeq, a predicted model, not a curated record